This is a messenger RNA of Pogoniulus pusillus (Red-fronted tinkerbird), 1663 nucleotides long. It is a transcript of the gene ECI2, whose product is annotated as enoyl-CoA delta isomerase 2. Gene Ontology annotation, molecular function: delta(3)-delta(2)-enoyl-CoA isomerase activity; fatty-acyl-CoA binding. Gene Ontology annotation, cellular component: peroxisome; mitochondrion. Bases 96 to 1301 code for a protein of 401 amino acids. The transcript is spliced from 10 exons. The record is from RefSeq and is a predicted model, not a curated record. NCBI's taxonomy places the organism in Eukaryota, Metazoa, Chordata, Aves, Piciformes, Lybiidae.
GCUGGCGACUGCCAUCCCCUGCGCUGCCGAGGGCGUGGCGGCUCAGGCAGGGUGGCGUUCGCCGUCUCCUCCCGCCGCCGUCACUCCCUCGUGUUAUGGCGGCCUCGGCCCUCACGCUGACCUUCGUCCGGAGGCUGUCCUGGCGGCCCCUCUGCAAAAUAAGGCAGGCACAAGCUGUUUACAUUCCUUCAGCUCACCUGCACAUGACUGCAGCUGCCAUGCAAGUCAGCCAAAAAGACUUUGAAAAGGCUCAAGAACAACUGAAGCUUUUGAAAAAUGAUCCUGGGAAUGAAGCUAAGUUGAAGCUCUAUGCUUUGUUUAAACAGGCUACUGAAGGUCCCUGCAAUGCUCCAAAACCAGGUAUGCUGGACUUUGUCAAGAAAGCCAAGUGGGAUGCAUGGAAUUCUCUUGGCAGUUUGUCUCAGGAUGAUGCUAGACGGAAAUAUGCUGAACUUGUCUCAAGUCUGGUCUCUGCAGAAUCUGCUAACCAGAGGAAAGAUGCUUCUCCAGAAGAGGGCAAACGUGAUGGCUAUGAAACAUUACUGGUUACCAGCAAAAACAAUAUCACAACAAUAAUGUUUAACCGACCUGAUAGGAAAAAUGCCAUCAACCAUAAGAUGUACAGAGAAAUUAUGAAAGCACUUGAAGAAGCUGGGAAAGAUGACUCCACCAUAGCAGUUAUUACUGGAAAUGGAGACUACUACAGUAGUGGAAAUGAUCUGAAUAAUUUUGCUAAUAUCCAGCCUGGUGAAAUGGAGAAGAUGGCCAAAGAUGCAGCAGUGCUACUCAAAGAGUUUGUGGAUCACUUUAUUGAUUUUCCUAAGCCUCUGAUUGCCAUGGUAAAUGGCCCAGCUAUUGGGAUCAGUGUAACAGUCCUUGGCCUGUGUGACGUGGUCUAUGCUUCUGACACAGCUACAUUUCAUACCCCAUUUAGUCAUCUUGGACAGAGCCCAGAAGGGUGUUCCUCAUACCUGUUCCCAAAAAUCAUGGGUGUAGCCAAGGCAAAUGAGAUGCUUCUUUUCAGUAAGAAGCUGACUGCAGCAGAAGCCUGUGCCCAGGGACUUGUGACUGAAGUCUUCCCUGACAGGACUUUUCAGAAGGAAGUUUGGGCAAGACUAGAAACUUUCUCAAGGCUCCCCAAAAAUUCCCUGGCAGUGUCAAAGCAACUGUUACGAAGUCUGGAGAAGGAGAAGCUUCAUGAGGUCAACAAGAGGGAGUGUGAAACCCUGAGGGAGAGGUGGCUCUCUGAGGAGUGUGUAAAUGCUAUUGUCAGCUUCUUUCAGAAGAAGUCAAAACUCUAACCUUCAGAACAAGCUACCUUCUGACAGGAGCUCAGCUUGCCUUUAUCAUGGAUAAACUCUCUUGAAGUAAUAAUUAUUACUGAAUACAAUUCAGUCUGUUUCCAAGUACUGGGUUAACCAAUACAAUGUUAUGUGCCUUGGAGUAUGGGUGCUAUGGGUGCUUAGGUGGGGAAAAAACGUUCAUUGUUCUGUAGGCAGCAGUGAAGUGUCAAUAAUGCUACAGCAAAUUGUCUUUUAAAAGGAGCCAGAGAUCAAAGAGGAACCCUAUUUGACAUCUCUUCAGUAAAUGUCCUGUGAGUGGUUUUUCUCAUCUGUAGGGAGCACUGUAUUCAUGAAAAAAUAAAUAGAAUGUUUAAUUACGA